Cajanus cajan (pigeon pea) is the source of this 713-nucleotide messenger RNA. RefSeq names its product rapid alkalinization factor. The record is from RefSeq and is a predicted model, not a curated record. Gene Ontology annotation, biological process: calcium-mediated signaling. Gene Ontology annotation, cellular component: plasmodesma. NCBI's taxonomy places the organism in Eukaryota, Viridiplantae, Streptophyta, Magnoliopsida, Fabales, Fabaceae.
AAUAGAAAGAAUGGAAGAGUUGAAACUAAGAGCAGCUUCUUCACUAGAAAACAAUGUCAAGUGCUUCUUUUGUAAUGGCCUUGUACGUGUUCAUGGUGGCCAUGUUGUUCUUUCCCACCAUAGCGGGUGCAAUAGGUGAGCACCGCCUAAGGUGGGUGCCUAAGACAACAGCACCACCUUGCGAAGGCUCCAUAGAAGAGUGCAUAGGAGAUGGUGAGUUUGGAAUGGAUUCUGAGUCACACCGGCGCAUUUUAGCAACCUCACAGUAUAUAAGCUACAAGGCGCUGCAACGUAACACUGUGCCAUGCUCAAGGAGGGGUGCUUCCUACUACAACUGCAAGCCAGGUGCAGAAGCUAAUCCUUACACUCGUGGCUGCCCCACCAUCACCCGUUGUCGUAAUUCUUAAAACAACCUCAACUUUCUUUCUAAGGAAAAUGAUACUUAUUACAACAAAUUCAUGCAACAUUUUAUACGUCUAUCUAUCUCUAUUACAUCAUUUAUUAAUGAUUUAGAGAAAUAGACAUUCAAAAUGAUGUUAUGAAAAUUGUUGAUGUGCAUUAUUACCCUUACUUUAAUUACACCUAUGCCUUCUAGUUAUGAAUUAUGAUGUUCAGCCUUGUUAUGUUUUACCUUAAAUGUUGUUUUCCUUUGCUUUUGUAAUUUUAUGUAAAUUAAUCUUAACUGGUGUGCUAUACAAAAAAUGUUUGUGCAC